Molecule: messenger RNA, 1813 nt
Organism: Odobenus rosmarus divergens (Pacific walrus)
Lineage: Eukaryota; Metazoa; Chordata; Mammalia; Carnivora; Odobenidae
Gene: CCT6B
Product: chaperonin containing TCP1, subunit 6B (zeta 2)
Exons: 14
Coding region: 35-1630 (531 amino acids)
Biological process (GO): protein folding
Cellular component (GO): chaperonin-containing T-complex
Molecular function (GO): ATP hydrolysis activity; ATP binding; ATP-dependent protein folding chaperone
Source: RefSeq, a predicted model, not a curated record
UUUUUGCUGGCCGGGUUGCAAGUUCAACGGUGCCAUGGCCGCGAUCAAGGCGGUAAACUCCAAGGCUCAGGUGGCGCGGACCCAGGCGGCCUUGGCUGUCAAUAUAUGCGCCGCCCGAGGGCUGCAGGAUGUGUUGCGUACCAACUUGGGGCCUAAGGGCACCAUGAAAAUGCUUGUUUCUGGUGCAGGUGACAUCAAACUUACCAAAGAUGGCAAUGUACUACUCCAUGAGAUGCAAAUUCAACACCCAACAGCUUCCCUGAUAGCAAAAGUAGCAACAGCCCAGGAUGACAUUACAGGAGAUGGUACUACUUCCAAUGUUCUAAUUAUUGGAGAGUUACUAAAACAAGCUGAUCUUUACAUUUCUGAGGGCCUGCAUCCUAGAAUAAUAGCUGAAGGAUUUCAAGCUGCAAAGAUAAAAGCACUUGAAGUUUUGGAAGAAGUUAAAAUUAACAAAGAGAUGAAAAGAGAAAUCCUCUUAGAUGUGGCUAGAACAUCUCUACAAACUAAAGUUCAUGCUGAAUUGGCUGAUGUGUUAAUAGAGGCUGUUGUGGAUUCUGUUUUGGCUGUUAGAAGACCAGGUUAUCCUAUUGAUCUCUUCAUGGUAGAAAUCAUGGAGAUGAAGCAUAAAUCAGAAACAGAUACAAAAUUGAUCAGAGGAUUAGUUUUGGAUCAUGGUGCCCGUCAUCCAGAUAUGAAGAAGCGAGUGGAAGAUGCAUUUAUCCUUACUUGCAAUGUGUCACUAGAAUAUGAAAAAACAGAGGUGAGCUCUGGUUUCUUUUAUAAGACUGCUGAAGAGAAAGAGAAAUUGGUAAAAGCUGAAAGAAAGUUUAUUGAAGAUAGACUACAAAAAAUAAUAGACCUGAAAGACAGAGUCUGUGCUCAGUCCAAUAAAGGAUUUGUUGUCAUUAAUCAAAAGGGAAUUGAUCCAUUUUCCUUAGAUGCUCUUGCAAAACAUGGCAUAGUAGCUCUUCGCAGAGCAAAAAGAAGAAAUAUGGAAAGACUCUCUCUUGCUUGUGGUGGAAUGGCUGUGAAUUCUCUUGAAGACCUCAGUGUAGAUUGCUUGGGACAUGCUGGUCUUGUACAUGAGUAUAUAUUAGGUGAAGAAAAGUUCACUUUUAUCGAGGCCUGUGUUAACCCUCGUUCUGUCACCUUGUUGGUUAAAGGACCGAAUAAGCAUACUCUCACACAAAUCAAGGACGCUAUCAGGGAUGGACUUCGUGCCAUCAAAAAUGCCAUUGAAGAUGGCUGUGUGGUUCCGGGAGCAGGUGCAGUUGAAGUGGCAAUAGCGGAGGCUCUUGUUAAUUACAAGCACAGUAUAAAAGGAAGAGCUCGUCUUGGAGUCCAAGCUUUUGCUGAUGCCCUGCUCAUUAUUCCUAAGGUUCUUGCUCAGAAUUCUGGUUUUGACCUGCAGGAAAUGCUAGUAAAAGUUCAGGCUGAACAUUCAGAAUCAAAACAACCUGUUGGCAUAGAUUUGGAUACAGGUGAGCCCAUGGUAGCAGCAGAUGCAGGAGUUUGGGAUAAUUAUUGUGUGAAAAAACAACUUCUUCACUCUUGCACGGUGAUUGCCACCAACAUUCUCCUGGUUGAUGAAAUUAUGCAAGCUGGUAUGUCUUCUCUUAAAGGAUGAUUGAGUUCAAAAUCAACUCUUCUAGAAGCUGAGAUUUAGUGCAUUUACAUCAACUACCAUUAUAUAGCCUGAGCCAUUCUUAAUUUUUGCACAAUAAAAGCAGUUUAUAUUUGUUGGCCUUAGCAGUCUCAAUAAUACUUCAUCAAGGUAUAAAGAACACGAGAAGUACUUUCACAGUAAAGG